UUAUUAACCUUUAACGUUAAAUAACGUCCGGCCGGCCAUCAUCUCUUCUGUAAUCAUUCUCUGACAGAUAGACGCUAGAUUUACGUUACCUUCCCUCGCUCGUGCCUCGUGUUGGUGGUAGUUUAUAUGAACUUUAGUUGAACGCAAGUGUGUGUUUCCUGAUAUCUAUAAAACUUUUAACUUAUUGACAACCACGCAUUAACAAAAAAACAAAAUGAGUAAAGCUCACCCUCCAGAAUUAAAGAAGUUCAUGGAUAAGAAGCUGUCCAUGAAGCUAAAUGGUGGACGCCAUGUUCAGGGGAUACUGCGAGGUUUUGAUCCAUUCAUGAACAUCGUUCUUGAUGAGAGUGUUGAGGUCAAGAAAGACGGGACUCAGAAUAACAUUGGAAUGGUGGUAAUCAGAGGAAAUUCGAUCAUAAUGUUGGAAUCACUGGACCGGCUUUAGCAUCCUCCUCGCUAAUGUUACCUUGUUAAUAAUAAGUUUAUUUGAAAUUUUUUUUUAUGUAACCUUUUAUAAAUAAAUUUUCAUCAUCUAAA
This is a messenger RNA of Homalodisca vitripennis (glassy-winged sharpshooter), 537 nucleotides long. RefSeq names its product small nuclear ribonucleoprotein G (gene SNRPG). Lineage: Eukaryota; Metazoa; Arthropoda; Insecta; Hemiptera; Cicadellidae. Gene Ontology annotation, molecular function: RNA binding. Gene Ontology annotation, biological process: mRNA splicing, via spliceosome; spliceosomal snRNP assembly. Gene Ontology annotation, cellular component: catalytic step 2 spliceosome; SMN-Sm protein complex; U4 snRNP. The record is from RefSeq and is a predicted model, not a curated record. Bases 215 to 445 code for a protein of 76 amino acids. The transcript is spliced from 4 exons.